Zerene cesonia (dogface butterfly) is the source of this 1996-nucleotide messenger RNA. Its product is annotated as arf-GAP with dual PH domain-containing protein 1-like. Gene Ontology annotation, cellular component: plasma membrane; intracellular membrane-bounded organelle. The transcript is spliced from 8 exons. NCBI's taxonomy places the organism in Eukaryota, Metazoa, Arthropoda, Insecta, Lepidoptera, Pieridae. Gene Ontology annotation, molecular function: phosphatidylinositol bisphosphate binding; GTPase activator activity. Gene Ontology annotation, biological process: positive regulation of GTPase activity. The coding region runs from base 89 to 1336 and encodes 415 amino acids. The record is from RefSeq and is a predicted model, not a curated record.
AGUGAACGCGUUCAAAGCGUGCGUUCGACUUUUUGGUGGCAACGUACGCUACUAGCGUGUCUUUAAUUAUUGAUGCAAAAGUUCCACGAUGGUUGAUCAUAACGAGAAAAUAUUACUGGAAUUACUAAAGAAACCAGGGAAUAAUGUGUGUGCCGAUUGUGGAGCAGAGGAUCCAGAUUGGGCAUCCUACAACCUCGGCAUCUUCAUAUGCAUGCGGUGCGCCAGCAUCCACCGCGGUAUGGGCGCACACAUCAGCAAAGUGAAACACCUGGAACUCGACCGAUGGGAGGAUUCACAAGUUCAAAGGAUGAAGGAAGUUGGCAAUAUAGCAGCUAGGCACAAAUACGAAGAAAGGGUCCCCCCGUGCUAUAGACGACCGACCAAAAAUGAUCCACAAGUGCUUAUAGAACAAUGGAUACGGGCAAAAUACGAACGUGAAGAAUUCUCACAUCCAGAGCGACAGAGCUAUCUCUCUGGCACCAUGGAAGGGUUCUUAAUGAAGAGAGGAAAAGAGGAUAGCCGUUAUCAAUUAAGGAAAUUUGUUUUAAACGAAAACGAGGACACCUUGAAGUACCAGCACCCUUCGGACGGUUGUAGCGGUCCUACGGGUUGUCUCGGUCGUAUAUUCGAUCGGCUUCGACUCAAAAACUUUGGUCGUUUGAGGUAUCACGUGAAAGAAAACAAAGAACCGAAAGGUAUCCUCAAAUUAUCGGAAUUAAACGUGUCUUUUGCGCCCGCCAAAAUUGGUCACAUGAAUUCCAUGCAGCUCACAUUCAUGAAAGACGGUUCCACUCGUCACAUCUACGUGUAUCAUGAAGACCCUGAAGUUAUUAAUUGCUGGUAUACCGCAAUACGGUGUGCUAAACUCCACCUCCUCCAAGUGGCGUUCCCCUCCACCCCCCAAUCAGACCUGCUCCUCCGUCUACCGAAGGACUUCGCGCGAGAAGGUUGGCUCUGGAAGACUGGUCCCAGGUCCUCGGAUGUGCAUAGACGACGGUGGUUCACCUUGGACAAUAGGAAACUGAUGUACCAUGAUGAGCCACUCGAUGCGUAUCCAAAGGGAGAGAUAUUUAUUGGCCACGAAUCAACGGGCUACCACAUUAAAGUGACGAACACGGGCAACGGGUGCAAGGAGGCGCGCUUCCCGUUCCACCUGGUGACGCCGGAGCGCACGUUCUGCCUCGCCGCCACGACGCACGAGGACCGCGCGGGCUGGCUCGCCGUCAUACAGCACACGCUCAAGCGCCCGCUCACCCCGCAGGACUCCACCAUUGAAGCCACACUCGUACGUAAGCGAACAACAUCCAACUCCAUCAGUAUAUUUUCUGGCAGGUAGUUUAGUGUUUAUAUGCGUCGAUUUAAGAUUAUCUAAGGAAAUAUUCGUUGCUUUAAAGUUCAAUUUAGAAACUAGAAUAACGUAUUUCUUAUUCGCUAUACUAUAAAUAGUAAUCAAAUUUUGUAUGUAAUCUCUUCGAACAUUUAUACUGAGAUUUUUGAAACCAAAUAACCGAUGUCGCGCAGAUUUCUUUCUAGAAUCAAGGUCACUUGGUCGUUUUAAGUUUAUUUGUAAAUAAUUUUAUAAUCACAGUAUCAUUGAUUUAUGAUUUUACUUAUUUUAUGUAUUCAAAUCAUGUUGUAUAAAGUUUAUUUUUAAUUUAUAUGAUACGUUUACUAACACAGAAGCGAAGGACUGAAUAUAUAUUUAUUGUGGAACUUUUAUUGUGAACUGUAAUUUUUUUUUAUGAAAUACAGAUUAUACGCACAAAAAGUUAAUUGCAAUAAUUAAUUUAGCUAUAGUAUGAAGUAUUGUAACGACGAUUAUAUUUGUAACUGGCAAUAAUAGCUUCAAAGAGUGUUAUACUACUGUCAUUUUAUUGUAUAUUCAUAAAAAAACUGACGAAAAUCAUCAUUACUUUUUUAAAUAAUAAAUAAGUUUAACUUUGUGUUAUACAUUCAAUUCAAUUGCUCUCUUUCUAAAAAGACAUUUUACAGGGAA